Erythranthe guttata (spotted monkey flower) is the source of this 1785-nucleotide messenger RNA. The record is from RefSeq and is a predicted model, not a curated record. Lineage: Eukaryota; Viridiplantae; Streptophyta; Magnoliopsida; Lamiales; Phrymaceae.
UAUAUGAACAUUAUUUUUCUCAAGUUUUAUUAGUUUCUCAUAUAUUAACAAAUAACAAUUAUUGGGUAAAUAACAAUUAACCCCCUAUUGAAUAAACACGCAAGUCUGGAAUAAAUUGCUGAAUUUAUUAACAAAUAUUGCGAUCAAACGCACUUAAUUAACGACCAAUAUAUUUAAUGAAUGAGCAAAAUAAUCAGUAAGAGAUUAUGAAAUUGUAUCAAACACAGCCUAACUCAUACUCAUUUGGAUUGAUGCCAUGGUCCUAACUUUUUCCUCUAUUUUCAAGAUAAUAAUUGAAGAUUUUGUACCAAAGAUAUCAAGGAAAAAAAAAAGAAAACAAAUACUAUUUACUUACAUAGGGUAUUCAUUCUCUAUAAAAUACCAUCAUUAAGAUAAGCAAUUGCAUAUUCGUUUUAGAUAUUAUACCAAAAAUAAAAUAAAAAUAAAUAUCGAACUUAUCUUAUUUCUUGAUAUAUAUUUUGUGCUUGUAUUAUGGGGAUUGCUUAUUUGCUCGCGUGCAAAAAUGAUGUUAUUGCUGGGAAUGGUGAUAGGAUGGUUUUGUACUAAGAUACUCAACUGUCAUUCACAAAACUCCGUUACAGGAACAACGCCGGUGCUUGCCGCGGGCGAAGAGGGUUUGUGACCAUUAUUUCUGCAUUUUUUUGUUCUUCUUUAUUUAGUUUGCAAGAAUCGUUUAAGCAAAUAAUUCUUGUGUGUUUGACUUGUUUUUUAGAAUCGAUUGUGGAAAUAAGAGACGUUUCACCUGCACACUUUUUUACCAAGAUCGAAUCUUUCUCCUUAUUUUCCAACAGUGGGAUUGAAAGUUAUGAAUGCAGGGACUUUGAAGCCGGAGGUUACAAUUGGAGACUUGUUAUCUAUCCCAAUGGACACCCAAGUAAAGAAAAAAAAGGCAAUCAUGUUUCGGUAUACCUGGCGAUGUCUGAAACUAAUUAUUUGCCCGAGGACUGGGAGUUAAAUGUCAUUUUUACCAUCUUUUUGUAUAAUCAGAUUUUAGACAAUUAUCUAUGCUUUCGAGUAGAUGGGGUGCGACGGUUUAGUGAAGCAAAGUCAAUGUGGGGAUUCCCCAAAUUUAUAUCCAAGAAAAGUUUGAGAGAUGAAUCAAGUAGCUACCUUGUUGAAGAUAAUUUUGUGGUUGGAGCUGAAGUUUUUGUACUACAAAGACAAAGGGUCUCCGAGCGGUUGACUCUGUUCAAACCAACGACACAAAAACGUGUUUGGAAGAUUCGAGGAUUCUCUAAGUUGGAUGACGAUGUUUGGUUUUCAGAAGAAUUCACUGUUAGUGACGUCAAUUGGAAAGUGCAGGUAUAUCCAAAUGGACACCCCAGUGUAAACGGGCGUUAUGUGUCGAUAUUUUUGAUAUGUGUUAGUGCCGAUAGCUUUGCUCCUCAUCAGAAAGUAAAGGCUGACUUUAAUAUUCGCCUAAAAGGUUGGCCGUCAGCCAUCCUCGACUCUGGAAAAAGUGAGUUAGUAUGCUUCAAAUGAUAUUUUAUGUUCUAAAAUAAAGUUUUUGCACUGAUAAAAGUUUUCUCAUAUUGCAGUUUCUCAUUGGUUUACAUCUUCGACUAGAUCUCGACCACUGUAUGAAUUCGUUAGUCUCGAUUGGCUACGUGAUCCAAAAAGUUGUAUCCUCGUUAAAGAUUGUUGCACUGUAGAAGUUGAGAUUUAUGUGCAACUUGUUGCCAAGUGAAUAUGAUACAACAUCUCUUAACAGAGUUACUUUGCAACUCUAUUUUACAUUUUAAUAAAUAACAAUAUUUAGAUUCA